UUGGAGACGGCUCGUGAGGAACGCUGUGAGUUUAUUCCGUAUAUGGAACCAAAAAAGGUCAACGUCAAAGACGGUCGAAUCGUGUCGGUGACCUUCAAAAAAACUGAACAGGAUUUGGAUGGUAACUGGCACGAUGAUGAUGAUCAAACAUUAACGCUUAAAGCUGAUUACGUGAUCAGUGCUUUUGGAUCUACACUGGAUGAUCACGCUGGUGGGUGUUGA
Messenger RNA from Anisakis simplex (herring worm), 222 nucleotides. Lineage: Eukaryota; Metazoa; Nematoda; Chromadorea; Rhabditida; Anisakidae. The record is from the annotation of a GenBank genome assembly.